AGGCGCGCGCGCUGACUGCGGCCGUCAGUCGCUCCAGGGCCGCUAGAGGGGUCGGACCGCAAUCUAGUCAUUAAAAUUAUUUUUUUAUAGUAAUUUUGCAAUCGAAAGGACAUCAUGAAAGUGUUCGUAGUUUUGACAGCAGUCACCGCACUAGCGAGUGCACAAUUCAAAUGCCCAGCUAAGGAUGGCCAGUACGAAGACGACAGACAAUGUGACAAGUUUUACGAGUGUGUCGAUGGCGUAGCGACUACAAAGCUGUGCCCAGAUGGACUUGUAUUCGAUCCCACCAUUAGGAAGAUCAACAAAUGCGACCAGCCCUUCAACGUGGACUGUGGCGAUAGGACUGAACUGCAACCCCCCAAGCCCACGGGUCAAUGUCCUCGCCGCAACGGCUUCUUCGCCCACCCUGACCCAGCAGUAUGCAACGUCUUCUUUAAUUGUAUUGAGGGUGAAGCCACUGAAGUGAAGUGUACAGCUGGACUUCAUUUCGAUGAGUAUUCAGGCACAUGCGUGUGGCCUGAUGCUGCUGGUAGACAGGGCUGCAACGUGCAAGACAAGAAACUCAAGGACGGGUUCGAGUGCCCCAAGGAGCAACAAGUAGAUGCCCAAGGUCUGGUGGUGGCUCACCCCAAAUUCGCACACCCGAGUGACUGCCAGCGAUUCUACGUGUGUCUCAACGGCGUAGAGCCCCGCGACCUUGGUUGUCAAGUUGGCGAGGUAUACAAUGAAGAGUCGCAGAAAUGUGAUGCCCCCGAGAAUGUACGAGGAUGCGAGGACUGGUACAAAGAUGCAGAGGACGCCCCAGCACCCAAAGCGAGGUCCUAAGACUCUUUAGUGAUACUGAUAAUGUAGCCUACUUUUAAGACUUAUUAAGUUAAUAGAUAAGUUAAACAGAAAA
Messenger RNA from Galleria mellonella (greater wax moth), 898 nucleotides. RefSeq names its product protein obstructor-E-like. Gene Ontology annotation, cellular component: extracellular region. The transcript is spliced from 5 exons. The record is from RefSeq and is a predicted model, not a curated record. Gene Ontology annotation, molecular function: chitin binding. NCBI's taxonomy places the organism in Eukaryota, Metazoa, Arthropoda, Insecta, Lepidoptera, Pyralidae. Bases 115 to 825 code for a protein of 236 amino acids.